AUGUGCGAAAUAACCUCAAAUAACAACCCUACUAACAUCUUUAACAACCUCUGCUCCGGCCUUCAGACAUUCCUCGGCUUCAACUCUGCUUCCAAGGGCUACGACGGCAGUGGCAUUGUGUACUCUGACCUGGAUAGGCUGUGUGACGGGGUGAUGGGAUUUUUGAGUGGUGUGCUUGAGGGGGUGAAAAACGAAAAUGAAGUGACAACUUAUGAUAAAAAUACAGAUAAUAACAUUAAUACAGUUAUUACAAAAUUAGAAGAUAAAAUUGGCUCCGGGCGUACUGGGCUUUUGGAGGCUGUCGCGGAGGUGAAGGCGUGGUUGGAGGGGUAUGAGAGGGAGGUGGAAAGAAAGAAUUCUGAAAUAAAAACAUCAAUGAAUAAAAUAUCGACUGAAAUCGGAAGCUUAAUAACAAAAAUUGAACCUAUGAAAAAUUCGGAAUACAGUGCUUAUUCUCAAGGCGUCCUUAAGGAUUGGCUUGAUGAUGUAAAAGAGCUCCCGACGUAUUGUAGCAUAACGGCAUUGAAUGUUCGUAGACUUGAUGAUUACGUGGAGAAACAAUUAAUGCCAUCUGUGGAACUGGUUUCGCAGGCUGCUAAGAAUCUUAGGGACUCGACAAUUGAGGACCUCAAGGGGCUUGCGGAGGCAGUAAGCAAGGUAGACAGGGAAUUCUUCGAUCUAGAUGAAAUGGUUAACGAAGGAUUGAGUGAUAAAUCAUAUGGUUUAAAAGGUAAGUUGGAGAUGGAAAAACAUGCUGUGCUCGUAACGAUCAGCACAGGAUUUACCAAUCUACAGAAAAAGUUGGAAGAUGAGUUCAGCAGAAUUGGCAAAAAAAUGCAAACCGUUAUGGACAAUAAGACAAGGUGUUUCAAAGAUAUUAAUGAUCUUUUAAUAAGUGAUACGGGACUGUUGAGUAGGUUCGAUGAAAAUUAUAAAAAUCAUAUCCUACGGAAGUUGGAAUUUCUAAGAGAAGAAGCAAACAAAUUUUGUGAUGCGCUGCAGCGGAAUAAAAAGGAACUAAGUCUUCUUCUCAAACGGGCUCAGGGGAGCUUCAGAGAGUUGAAAAAUAAGGUAAUUGACGGAUCUACGAGAAAAGGGAUAGUUAGCGAUUGGAACUGUCUUUUUCGAGAACUGAAUGGGCUUGUCAGUGGUCUCAACGGCAGUGAUGGAAACCUAAAAGAGAUUGCGAAGAAAGCAGAGGCGUAUGUCGCCCAAUUUAAAAAACUAGAUGAUGGUGAUAGUGGGUUGAAAAAAAUUGUGGAGGACUGGUUUAAUUCUGUUUUGAAAAGCGAGGCUGUGACUCAGUAUAUUGACGCUUACGUUCAUACUAACAAGAAAAAUUAUUUUAAGCAGCAGGACCAAGAGGAAUUAAAAUCCAAGGUUGCGGAACAUAUUAGCAAAGUUAUUAACCCUAAACUUAACGCAGUUGUUAAAACAGUGCCAGCAGUCGACGCAUCGAAAGGCGACAAUGUUUCGACGUGUUUGACUAAAAUUAGGAAAUGUCUGCUAUCUUUGACCGAACAACUGACAGGUAGUACUCAAAACAAAGAUUUAAAAACGGCUACCAUAGUGCCGGAGAUUAUUUCAUCUAUUUCGAGGGAAGGUAACCUAACGCAAACAGGUCGUGGUACAGACCAUGACAAAAGCGCUCUUCACUAUACCGUCAAGCACAUAUUUGGAGGCCUUGCCGCUAAGGCGAAGACAGCUGCCACCGAACUUGUAUGGAUGGUCGAUGACACAAAGAUUGGUCAGUCAAAAAAGUCAAGCAUAGCAACAGAGAUAGACGGUGCUACAAAACUUGUCGAAGAAUUCAUCACGAAAUUUAAUGGCAGUGAAAGUGCCGCGAAGAAAAUUGAUGAUGCAUUGGAUACUGUAAAACGAAGCGUCAUCGCGCUAGAUCCAAUAUUAGCAGAGAGACAGACAAUGGACCAAAAAAUCGUUGAAAUUGACGGAGAGCUUGAUAACCUUACCAACUUUUCGAAAGACAACGGCACCAUUGCAAUAAUUAAAACGCAGACGGACAAUAUCAUGACAACCUUAAGAGACACUAUAGAUGAAAUCACUUUAACAGUGGCUAACGGCAAUGAAACUUUGACGACGGAAAUUGCAGCAUCGCAAAAUACAUUCUACGAGGUAUACGACAUCUCACAGAAAGCCGUCUCAAAACUGCAGCAAUCUCUUACCCAAACAGUUGUCGAUACAUUUCGACGCGUCGAAGCAGCCGUUGACACAUUCCAUAACACGUACGUUACAUCUUCAAAUCGUGCACUGCGGGAAAUCAGAAAAGAGUCCCUGAAACAAUUCGUGCUGUCCAAGGAGCCUACUCUUAGAAAUUUUAAAACCCUAGUCACCAUUCAGCUAUCGAAAAUUGACGCUAUAAUUCACGACAACAAGAACAGCGGCCUCAAAGGCCUAAUGACUAAGCUAUACGGCGGCGGGCAUACCGGUCAAGGCCCGCAGCGUAAUAUGCUUGUUGACGUAAUGAGCGCUAUAAGCCAAGAUGCCUCAGUAAAUUGCGCCAACUUGUCACUAAACCUCCGAGAAUAUGUGCAAUCAAUUUUCUAUUACAUCACCUCCCAAACCACCCCCUCCUCCCAACUGGUCACCGACCUCCAAGCCCGCACUUACGCCCUCCUCACCCACCUCCACGAGAACAAUCGCACCUUCACCUUUGACUCCGGUUUCCGCUCCCGCCUCCACGGCCUGACCUCCGCCCUGUCCACGUUCAACCCCGCUCUCUUCGCGAACCCGCACCACCCGCAACUCCUGGAUGCGCUGAAGGCAGGGAUGCACGGGCUGGUAGCGGAGAUGGAAAAGGCGUAUGUUAAUAGGUAUUGUGGUAGUAAGGGAAUCAGUUGGGAGGAGACAAAGCAGCAAAAAACAGAACCAACCGCCGACGCUACGCGCUGCGCUAAAGUUUUUAUGACCUGCCUGCCGAUGUUGCUUAACGACCUUAGCAAGGUGAAGGAAAAAUGUCAGCAGGGAGAGGGGUGGUAUAAACUUAAAAUAAAUUCGCAUCCUAAAAACAAUCUCGGGCCUUUCCUGAAGUCAUGUGGCUACAGUGUUGCGAGCGAUGUUCCGUUGCAAGAUGGCGAGCUGCAGAAUUCGUCCAAGAUGAAGGGAGAGCACAUCCAUACAAUCCUCGCCAAAAUCAUAAACAUCUCGGAGCAUGAACACGUCCCGCAAUGCAGGUCUCCAAAGAAGAAACAUAACUUUAAUAUCAUGGACUUCAUUGGGUGUCUCAACGAUCAUCUUCAUGAGUAUUACGGUGUCAACCACUACGCCACUUUCACCGCAUCGAAGCAUCCGUCUACCAUCUCCGAUAUGCUCCAGUGGCUAAGCGGCCUUCCGUUUAAUGCUGUCUACUCCGAUCUCGCGCUCAACGGUUUUGAAGCUUUGUUUGAAGAGCCGAAGGAAACAGACGCCAAAAGUAUUGACGGCGGUAUACCUGUGGAUGUAGAGAAGGAACGAUCUUUGGAUGCGUAUCCUACACCUAUAAAUGUUAAUUUGCUAUCGACUUCCCUUCGCGAUGUCUGCCACCACGCGGAGGAAACGCUCAUCUCGUUCCUGGGCCACGGACACUCGGGUGGCAUCUACGCGUGUGAGUUCAACACCAACUCGGCAAAAUUAACGUACCCAAGUGACCCAUCCAAAUGUCUCGAUUUACUGUUCGAGGUGAUCAGCAGGGUAUAUAAUCAGCUGUUUUUCCUCUUCAAACAGUGCUCGUACACCACCAAGCUGGGCGGCUGGUACGAUUGCUGGUAUGGUCAGGGAGUCGGAGGCUCCGCUUGGAACUGCAAUACCCUGCAGUGUCCUGGGCAAAGUGCUGAGCAAAAGGCUGACCAAGAGCACAACCAAAAGUGCAACCAAAGGUGUGACCAAACAGCUGAGUGCGGUGUCAAAUCGCCACUUCAAUCGUUCCUUGAGGACGGCCUACCAGGCUUCCUCCCUCACCCGUACAGCAAGUCCAACUGCAAGCCAACCUGCACUGCGCCCGGUCACUUCGGCAAGGUAUGCAUCACGCCCAUGGGCUUCAACGACAUCAGCGGCAUGGCCUCGCGCAGGCAGCAGGGUAGGCAUAUCAUGGACGUGCUCCGCGAAUUCUGUGGCAGUGAGCACGCUCCGCUCAGCCGUCUCUGUGGCCUGUUGACAUGUCUAUUGACCAGGCCGCCGCAGACGCUGGGAGAUAUGUUUGCGUUUUAUUAUAACUUCUUGAAUGGGUGGCAUUCGGGCAAUGGAGUUCGUGAAAAGCAGAGAGAGAUUGCGUAUAGCCUAGCCGUCAAAGAUGCCAACUUCGAAAAUAGCGAUAACCCGUUGGAGGUUAGCUCAAUGUUUAAAAGCAUCAGCCAUAAAUCAAAACAUGGUGACACCCAUGUUAAAGGUGAUCUGUUUAGUCUUGUAGCCUGCGAUCAAAGCAUGGCUAAAGACACAUACUGCGGCCGGUACCUGCAGCCUUGUGGUCAACAUAUAUGGACUGUCUUCUCCGAGAAACACGCCGGCAACUACUUAUCGUGGAUAGUUUAUCUAACGGAAACAUUUUAUGAUCUACUAAAAAUGUUAUAUGAUGAUUGCAAUAACAAAUGCGGUCAGGACCAUUCCAAGUGCAAUCGCACCAGCUGCGCGGUUGGGUGUCCAACCAAGUCAACGUCGGAAUCUAAAACUUCAUCGCAAAACCCAUACCACCAUUCCAAAUGCAGUACCAUUGUAACAUGCAAGUCAACGCUUCCUACUUUCUGCAGAUAUGGCUUCGUAUUUGACAGUCCUCAAUCCCUAUACGGCGAGUAUGGCGAUGAUAAGAAGCGGACGUGCAAAGAUUUCUGCAGAGCGUUGAACAGAGUACUCAGCGACGAUAAGAAAGUGAAUGACGUACUUGCUAAGUUGAAAUUCGAGACCAUUCCAACUUUCUUGUGGAACAUUCGCAGUAAAUUCUUCUGGACCACCGUCGCCCUCUGGCUCCUCUCUUUCCUCUACCUCAUCCACAUCAUGGUCAUCCGCCUAGACCUGCUCCACAUCAAAUCGCAUUUGCAUAGUCCCUCAUCACAUCGCAUAGCUGCUCAAUCACUACUCGCAGCUGGACGUGUUAACAAGCUUAACAGAGUGUUUUAUCUGCAACCAUAA
Messenger RNA from Babesia bigemina, 5118 nucleotides. RefSeq lists its product as hypothetical. The transcript has a single exon. The record is from RefSeq and is a predicted model, not a curated record. NCBI's taxonomy places the organism in Eukaryota, Apicomplexa, Aconoidasida, Piroplasmida, Babesiidae. The coding region runs from base 1 to 5118 and encodes 1705 amino acids.